AAAAGAUCAGUCCAACUGUUUAACUAUGCUAGAGUACCAACUUGGCAGGAGCAGACUUUUGUCUCGGACACUAGGCAGCUGAUGCAUCAGGGAAUGACUGCUAUUUUGUUUUGUGUACCUAAAGUUAUCAUACCCCAUGUAUUACAGCUUGCAAUUUGGUCUACUAGGUUCCUUAUGCAUGUCUAUAAUCUUUGUAUGAACUCUAUGGUGGCUUAGCCUCUUUGUUAUUUUUCUCCAUCAAUAUAUUAUGUUUAUCAGGUAUCAAAAAAAAAAAAAUUAGAUAAGGCCUCCCUUCCCCACAACGUUGGAAGAAAAUUAAGAAAAUCUAUCUAUGGAAGAAGUAAAGCUACUAGGAUUCUGGCCAAGUAUAUAUGUUCAUCGAGUUAUAUGGGCACUGAAACUCAAGGGUAUCAAAUAUGAAUAUGUAGAACAGGAUGUAAUAUUCAACAAGAGUGAUAUGCUUUUGAAGUACAACCCAGUCCAUAAGAAGGUUCCUGUACUUAUUCAUGGUGGGAAACCCAUCGCAGAAUCCAUUUUCAUCCUUGAGUAUAUUGAUGAGACUUGGCCACAGAACCCCUUGCUUCCAGAUGAUCCUCACGAGAGAGCUGUGGCUCGGUUUUGGGCAAAGUUUGGAGAGGAUAAGACCUACAACUUGUUUGGCUUCUUUAUAACUGGUGGACAAGAACAAGUGAAAGCAACAGAAGAAGUGAAAGAACUUCUGGGAAUCCUAGAAGAGCAUGGUCUUGGAGAGAAGAAGUUUUUCGGUGGCAGUGACAUAGGACUGGCUGACUUAGCGUUUGGAUGGAUAGCUUGCUUGCUGGAAAUCUUUCAAGAAGCAGCUGGGGUCAAAGUGUUGGAAGCUGAUAGCUUCCCUCGCUUACAGGCAUGGAUCAAAAACUUCAAUGAAAUUCCAGCCAUUAAAGAAAGCCUUCGCGAUCGCAAUGAGCUGUUGACAUAUUUCAAAUGGCGAAGAGAACACUUGAUGUCCUCAGCAGCAUCAUAAACAUAUUAAACACUAGUACUCGCAUCAGCUUGGUCUGCAAUUCAAUAGCUUGUGUGCUCUCAUUCUCUGAAUCUAAAUCUCAAGAUAUGUUAUUCUACAAAUAAGUUUGUGUGUCUGAGUGCAAAAGACAUGGCAGUGUGACUGGUAAUUUACUAGAUGUAUAAUGCUACAAGUAGAGGCUUGCAAUUAUUGAUUUUUUUCAAUUUGAAAGUAAUAAAAUUCAACCCAUUUUCCUUCAUAAAA
Molecule: messenger RNA, 1246 nt
Organism: Quercus robur (English oak)
Lineage: Eukaryota; Viridiplantae; Streptophyta; Magnoliopsida; Fagales; Fagaceae
Product: probable glutathione S-transferase
Exons: 2
Coding region: 332-1003 (223 amino acids)
Biological process (GO): glutathione metabolic process
Cellular component (GO): cytoplasm
Molecular function (GO): glutathione transferase activity
Source: RefSeq, a predicted model, not a curated record